This is a messenger RNA of Zea mays, 1239 nucleotides long. RefSeq names its product 40S ribosomal protein S2-like. The coding region runs from base 185 to 1024 and encodes 279 amino acids. Gene Ontology annotation, molecular function: RNA binding; structural constituent of ribosome. Lineage: Eukaryota; Viridiplantae; Streptophyta; Magnoliopsida; Poales; Poaceae. Gene Ontology annotation, biological process: translation. Gene Ontology annotation, cellular component: cytosolic small ribosomal subunit; ribosome. The transcript is spliced from 2 exons. The record is from RefSeq and is marked validated.
GCACGGCCCAGUCCAACUUCUCGUUCCCCCAAACCCUAAUCCCUUUCUCCACUGCCACGUUGUAUAUAAGCCGCCGCCAGCUUCAACGCAGCUGCCCUCCCAAACCCUCGCGCCGCCGCUCCCCAGCACAUCGCUCCCAGCGCGCCAAAUCGGCGGCAACCUCGGACCCUUCACUCACCCAGCUAUGGCGGAGCGAGGCGGCGAGCGUGGCGGAGAACGCGGCGGCGAGCGUGGCGGUUUUGGCCGCGGGUUCGGUCGCGGCGGGCGCGGCGACCGUGGUGGUCGCCGUGGUGGCCGGCGCGGCGGCCGCCAGCAGGAGGAGGAGAAGUGGGUGCCCGUCACCAAGCUCGGGCGCCUCGUGAAGGAGAACCGGAUCAACAAGAUUGAGGAGAUCUACCUGCACUCGCUGCCGGUCAAGGAGCACCAGAUCGUGGAGACCCUCGUCCCGGGGCUCAAGGACGAGGUGAUGAAGAUCACGCCCGUCCAGAAGCAGACCCGCGCCGGGCAGCGCACGCGUUUCAAGGCCUUCGUCGUCGUCGGCGACGGGGACGGCCACGUCGGGCUCGGCGUCAAGUGCGCCAAGGAGGUCGCCACCGCCAUCCGUGGCGCCAUCAUCCUGGCCAAGCUCUCGGUCGUGCCCGUCAGGAGGGGCUACUGGGGAAACAAGAUCGGCCAGCCGCACACUGUGCCCUGCAAGGUCACCGGCAAGUGCGGGUCCGUCACCGUGCGCAUGGUGCCGGCGCCCAGGGGGUCCGGGAUUGUCGCUGCCCGCGUGCCCAAGAAGGUCCUCCAGUUCGCCGGCAUUGAAGAUGUCUUUACCUCGUCCCGUGGCUCCACCAAGACACUCGGUAACUUCGUCAAGGCAACCUUUGAUUGUCUGAUGAAGACCUACGGCUUCCUCACUCCUGAGUUCUGGGCCGAGACCAAGUAUGCCAAGACCCCGUUCCAGGAGUUCACCGACCUCUUGGCUAAGCCGACAAAGGGUCUUCUGAUCGAGGCUCCCACCGAGACAGUGGAAGCUUGAACGUCUUAGUUUACUGUUCCAAGUGUCGCGAAAAGAGUUUUCUGUACUAGCUACAUAUUUUAAAUGUUAUUUUGAAUUAUGAUGAGAAACCAAGGUAUGCACCCAAGAUAAUUGAUGUCCUGUUGUUUUCGUAUGUGGGUAUCGAACCCCAAAGAUGUCCUAUUGUUUUCUGUACUCCGCAUGUGAUGAAAAUCUGUCCUGCCUGUGUUAGGCCA